Molecule: messenger RNA, 1554 nt
Organism: Magnolia sinica
Lineage: Eukaryota; Viridiplantae; Streptophyta; Magnoliopsida; Magnoliales; Magnoliaceae
Product: p-coumarate 3-hydroxylase-like
Exons: 3
Coding region: 16-1545 (509 amino acids)
Molecular function (GO): oxidoreductase activity, acting on paired donors, with incorporation or reduction of molecular oxygen; monooxygenase activity; heme binding
Source: RefSeq, a predicted model, not a curated record
ACUUUCAUUCCACCAAUGGCUUUCUCUCUCCCACUCUCUCUCCCACUCUCUCUCCUCAUCCUCUUCAUCUCUCUUCUGGCCUUCAAGCUCAUCCUACGGCGCAGAUACAAGCUCCCUCCGGGCCCCAAGCCCUGGCCCGUUGUUGGGAACCUCUACGACAUAAAGCCAGUAAGGUUCCGGUGCUUCGCGGAGUGGGCCAGCACGUAUGGUCCGAUCGUAUCUGUAUGGUUCGGAUCGACGUUGAACGUUGUCGUGUCGAGCUCUGAAUUGGCUAAGGAAGUACUCAAGGAUAAUGAUCAAAUGCUGGCUGAUAGGCCUAGGAAUAAGUCCGUCGAGCUGUUUAGUAGGAAUGGUCAGGAUCUGAUAUGGGCUGAUUAUGGGCCCCACUAUGUUAAGGUGAGGAAGGUUUGUCAGGUGGAGUUGUUCACUCCAAAGAGGCUUGAGGCACUUAGGCCCAUCAGAGAGGAUGAAGUGACGGCUAUGAUUGAGGCUAUCUUUAGAGAUUGCACCAAACCAGGCAACCAUGGGAACGGUGUGGCUGUGAGGGACUACUUAUCACCUGUAUCCUUCAACAACAUAACUAGACUGGCUUUGGGGAAGCGAUUGAUGGACUGGGAAGGGAGGAUAGAUGAUCAGGGCAAGGAGCUCAAGUCAAUCGUCACAGAAGGCAUCAAGAUCGGCGGGUCCCUCCCCAUAACGGAGCACGUACCGUGGCUCAAAUUGUUCGAUAGGACCAACGAAGUCGCACUAGAGAAACGUGAGCUCCGUAGGAAUCGACUCACCAAAGCCAUCAUGGACGAACACACGCAAGCUCGUCUAAAAAAUGGCGCCAAACAUCACUUUGUCGAUGCCCUCCUAACCCUACAGGAUCAAUACAACCUCAGCGAUGACACCAUUAUCGGCCUACUAUGGGAUAUGGUAACUGCCGGCAUGGAUACAACAGUCAUAGCUGUGGAGUGGGCCAUGACAGAGCUAAUCAAGAACCCAAGGGUGCAACAAAAAGCCCAAGAGGAGCUGGACGCAGUGAUCGGCUCUGAUCGUGUCAUGACAGAAGCCGACUUUCCCAACCUCCCCUACCUACAAUGCAUCGCCAAAGAGUCCCUGCGUUUACACCCAUCCACACCUCUCAUGCUCCCUCACAAAGCUGCUAAUCACGUCAAGAUCGGUGGCUACGACAUCCCCAAGGGCUCGAUCGUGCACGUCAAUGCAUGGGCCAUUGCUCGUGACCCAGCUAUCUGGAAGAAUCCAUUAGAGUUCAAACCCGAGCGUUUUCUCGAGGAAGAUAUCGACAUGAAAGGCCAUGAUUUCCGCCUGUUGCCUUUCGGUGCAGGCCGGCGUGUGUGUCCUGGGGCCCAGCUGGGAAUCAACUUAGUUCAAUCGAUGCUCGGCCACCUGUUACACCAUUUCAACUGGGCCCCACCAGAAGGUGUUAAACCAGAUGAUAUCGACAUGUCGGAGAAUCCUGGGAUGGUUACUUUCAUGCGUACACCACUUCGAGCCGUUCCAACGCCUAGAUUGCCUGCUCAUCUCUAUAAGCAUUUCUAAUUAUGUCUA